Messenger RNA from Astrephomene gubernaculifera, 720 nucleotides. The record is from the annotation of a GenBank genome assembly. NCBI's taxonomy places the organism in Eukaryota, Viridiplantae, Chlorophyta, Chlorophyceae, Chlamydomonadales, Astrephomenaceae.
AACCUGCUUACCUGCUCGCGUCCUGCUCUGAGGCGGCAGCGGCGGGUAUGAGCGUCACCAUGGCCCAGCAGCAGCAGCGCUCUGGCAGGAUUGCGGAGCUGGUACAUUUGGAGGACGAGACGAUGGGAACUCGGCAAGCGAGCGGCGGGUUGAGGAGUAUCUCAGAUGAUGACUACAAGGGCGAUGGUGGCACUCGUGGAGAGCAGUUGCUGAAGGAGGGGAGGUGCUUGAGCAUGGAGAGGCCGCUGCUGCCGGGAACUCCGGAUGGGGACGUGCCAGAGUUGAGGACGCUCUUGAGCCAUGGGGAUGUUGAGGAGCAAGGUGACAUCAUUACGGGCUCUGGCAUUCAGCCAUUUGUGGCCCCGAGUGAUAAGGAGAGCGACAGCGAAAAGGACACAGCGGUCAGCAAGGCCAGAGGGGCUGAGGGAUCUUCGCGCGUCUCUGCUUGGGUGGACAGCGAAGGAGCUUUCUACCAGAACACGGUCGCUGUCAACGUUAAGAGUGACGAAGAGAACUCCGACGAGGGCACUGCGCCCGGCCGCCGUGCGUCACCCGGCACUCCCACGCUCAACGCUGUGGCGGGGCGAAGCAGCGGCGGCCGACACCAGCAGUGGCCUUCCAAUGAGCUAGACACUGUGAAGGAGCCACCACUGGGGUCCGGACCCAUGGGUCAGGAGGAGGUGCGGGCUGUAGAUGACGACGCAGCCAGCGACGGCGGAC